Molecule: messenger RNA, 1395 nt
Organism: Rotaria sp. Silwood1
Lineage: Eukaryota; Metazoa; Rotifera; Eurotatoria; Philodinida; Philodinidae
Source: the annotation of a GenBank genome assembly
AUGCCAGGUCACAAAGGAACUAAGACACCUCAUUCAUUGCUACUAGAGUAUUUUGGUGGCGAUCUGCAUCCGGCUGAUUUGGUUGAAAUUAACAAAAACGUCGAUUAUUUGCAUUCACCAAAAGGAGCAUUACUCGAAGCUCAGAAGCUAGCGGCUGCUGCAUAUGGUGCCGAUCAUACAUUCUUUCUCAUUAAUGGUUCAACAGUGGGUAAUAUGGCUGCUAUUAUGAGUGUGACCGCUUCCCAUCAAAAGAUCAUAAUGUCACGCGCCUCGCAUCGAUCUGUCUAUGGUGGAAUCGUACUUUCCGGCGCUACACCCAUCUAUAUCGAACCUGAUUAUCAUCCUGAUAUUGGAUUUCCACUAUCAGUGAGUGUCGAAGCGAUUGAAGCUCUACUUAAACAGCAUCAUGAUGUCGUUGCUAUUCAUUUGACUUCUCCUAAUUACUACGGUGUUAUGCCUGAUGUAGCGGCCAUUUGUCAACUCGCUCAUUCUUAUGGUGUAGCUCUUCUUGUUGAUGAGGCUCAUGGGUCGCAUCUUGGUUUUCAUUCCGAUUUUCCCCCCUCAGCCGUGUCUUUACGAGCAGACAUCAUCGUACAGAGUACACAUAAAACACAAGGUUCUCUUACACAGUCAGCGAUGCUACAUGUUAAUGACAACGGUUUUGUUAAUCGAGCACGUAUAGCACAAGUACUAUCGCUUCUGCAAAGUUCUUCACCAAGUUCGAUUUUACUCGCUUCAUUAGAUGCGACUCGCAUGCAAAUGGCUACAGAAGGUCGCGAGCGUUUGUCAACUGUUAUUGCUCUGGCACAAAAAGCACGCAAUGCUAUUCGACAGAUGGAUGGUUUGUGGUGCUAUGGCGAUGAAUUGAUUGGCGUGAACAGCAUUUUUGCCUAUGAUCCAAGUAAGCUUAUUAUUCGUGUUAGCGCUACAGGUUUCAGCGGCUUUGAGACCAGUUCCCUUCUUAGACAUCAAUAUGAAAUUGAAGUGGAAUUUGCUGAUGUCAAACAUGUAAUAUGUUCUAUUACGAUAGCUGAUACAGAAUCAACUGUUGAUAAAUUACUUAAUGCAUUACAUAGUCUGACUAAACAAAACUAUCAGGUUAUUGAUGACAAUAAUUUUUCAAUCAAGCCGCCAGAUGGUCUUCCACUUCCAGCGAUCAGCUUACGUGAUGCCUAUUUUUCGACCAAAACACGCAGCAUUCCUCUGAAUGAAGCAGUAGGACAUAUACUAGUCGAAAAUGUAAUACCAUAUCCGCCGGGUAUUCCAUUGCUGGUUCCAGGUGAAAUAAUGGAACAACGUCAUCUAGAUUAUAUGCGUCAUUUGAUUGAUAGAGGAAGUACUAUAAUCGGUAUGGAAGAUUUAUCUUUACGAACGGUUCGCAUAAUGGAUACAUAA